AUGCCGCUGUCGGUAUCGAUAUUUCCACGGUCACAAUGGCUGUUAGUAUUCCUCGGAUUGGGCUUCACGAAUGUGGGACAAGUGCGAGGACAAUUUGGAGCUGUGAGAAUGGAAAAUGAGGGGAAUGUAUUGAGUCCGAGAUAUUAUAUGGGAUUGAAUGAGGGGAAGUUGUUUGAGAGAGAUACUGGUGUUUGUCCAAGUGGAUCUCAUUCUUGUUUUGAUAUCGAUGUUGCAAUAUGUUGUUCAAACACCGAAUAUUGCAUUAUAUCCCCCUCCAUAGGUCCCUCCUGCUGCGCUAUAGGCAGUAAUUGCGAUUCACCCUGUUCCUCUGCUUCCUUUCUCAGUAACAAAACCAUCACCGUUUCGUCCACCACCACCGUAACAACAACCUGUGUUCCCCGCGCAUGUCCCUCCAUCUCUAACUACCAAUGCGCUAGUUCUCUUGGCGGAGGAUGUUGCAACUAUAACGCGCAAUGCGUCUCUUCAGACGGCUCCAGUGGAUGCGCCGUCACAAUAUCUCCUUCCUCAACCCCUGCUCUCGUCUCCGUAAUCCCAUCCGGUUGCACAACCAACCAAUUCGCCUGCGCUAGUUACAUGGGUGGUGGAUGUUGCGAUAAUGGAUUUGGCUGUGCGGUUCUCAGCGGUACGAAUUACUGCGCUGCUACCACCGGCACAGGAUCCGCUAUUCGCACAGGAAGUAAUGGAAUUCUAGCCACCGGAGUCUCAGACUCCAAUGCCACAUCUAGCAAACACGGCCUCUCCACAGGCGCCAAAGCCGGCAUCGGCGUUGGAGUUGCGCUUCUCGUAUUAGUAUGUAUAGGAGCUUGUAUCUAUUUCUUCACCAUCCAUCGUCGACGAGCUCUCCAAUCCAAAUCCUCCUCUCAUCCCAAUGCGGAUAUUCCACCCGCUGCCAUGUCUCAGAUUUCCGGCUCCCGACUCUCGCAAAAAUCAGAGUCGAAAGCGGGAUCGAAAAUUUCGAGAAGACCAGGUGCAUCUCCGCAUGUGAGACAGGCAUCGGAUUAUUUUGGGACAACGGCGCCAAGCGGACCGUUUACGGAGAGCGUGGGCACGAGUCCCGGGUUUGGGAGUCAGAGAGGCGUGCCGGCGACUCCGCAGAGUCCAAAUGAUAUUGCGGCGCCGGUGGAGAUUGGGGAGAUGGAGAAGGAUAGGGAUAAGGAGGGGAAUGGGAGGAGGAGUGGAAACGCGAGUGUGGCGACGACGCCGGGUGAGGGGUGGGAGUAUGUCAAGGGUGGGAAUUUUCGGGAGGGGAUUGCGGAGUUGGAGUAA
This is a messenger RNA of Botrytis byssoidea, 1287 nucleotides long. RefSeq lists its product as uncharacterized. The transcript is spliced from 2 exons. NCBI's taxonomy places the organism in Eukaryota, Fungi, Ascomycota, Leotiomycetes, Helotiales, Sclerotiniaceae. The record is from RefSeq and is a predicted model, not a curated record. The coding region runs from base 1 to 1287 and encodes 428 amino acids.